GUGUAGAUCAGGGGGAGAGCGGCUCAGACCCGGGAGACUCUGCGCCAACAUUUCCAGGACAUGAAGAGCGCCGUGUCCAAGAUGCUGGAGGAGAGGCUCGCCGUUCUCCUCCUACAAGUGGACGCCGUGGAACACGACAACAUAAAACCUCUGGAUGACUGUCAGAAACUGCUGGAACACGGGGUCAGCACAGCCGAGGACCUACUCCGAGAAGGCGAGGGCGUCGUGUCGGGUGAAGCUGGGGGGGACCAUGAGGACUUGUGUCAUUUCACCAAACAAGGCUCUUCACAUCCAACUGGACAGUGUUCAGGUGGUGGGUGCCAUCACUAUGUGGAGGGGUAUCCCUGUCUAUCAGCUCAGUGGAUGACUCUCUCCUGUGUGGCCAGGGAUCAGAUCUGCAGUCACGGGUUCGGUGGCCUCCAGGCCUCCCAGUGCAGAUGGGGAGGAGCUGAUUGAGAUCCGGCCGGAGGGAUCCUGGUGAGAGAUGGUGUAGGUAGACGAUGAUUUUGCGGUUCAGGACUACCGGCUGCAGUACCGGCGACACAGCUUGGGCCCCUAUGAAGACGCGUAUGUGGGCCCCGAGUGUGAAUUCAUAGUCCUACAGAUUGACCCCCAACGUGGAUUAUCAGUUCCGUGUGUGUGCCCGGGGGGACGGGCGCCAGGAGUGGAGUCCUUGGAGCGUUCCACAGAUUGGCCACACGAGUCUCAUCCCUCACGAGUGGAGUCCAGGAUUGGAAGGUUACAGCCUCAGCAGCCGACGGAACAUCGCCCUCCGGAACGAUAGUCCCUGCCAGGCCGUCCUCUACUCCAAAAGUGCCACCUACUUCCCGGGACAGACCCUGACCUUCAGGGUGGAGACCACCGGACAGCCGGAUAAGAGGGACAGUAUUGGCGUUUGUGGAGACAUUGAUGGAGAAGAAUGGCGGAUGUGGCUCGCUGCAGAGAGACAAGGCUGUGUGUGUGUCAGUCCCGGGGGUGCUGUGUUUGUGAAUGGAAAGGAGAUGACCAAUCAGCUGCCUCCGGUCUCCCCUGGUUCCACCAUCACAUUCGACACGGAGAUUGUGAGUUUGGGGCCCACCAACAACAACGAGGGCCCGCACCACAGGCGCAGGGUGACCAUAAGCUCUGGAAACCGGGAAGUGGUGUUUGAUUGGCUACUGGAGCAGUCCUGUGAGGCUCUGUAUUUUGGAUGCUCCUUUGUACACCCCAGCUGGAAGGUUCUGGUGUUUUAG
Molecule: messenger RNA, 1232 nt
Organism: Staurois parvus
Lineage: Eukaryota; Metazoa; Chordata; Amphibia; Anura; Ranidae
Source: the annotation of a GenBank genome assembly